CAAGCAGUCUGAGCACCAGCGCUGGGACAAGCUGAGGCUUCUGUAGCUGGCUGGAGGCUGCGGCUGCGGACGGGGGGUCAGCGCAGGAGACUGAGGCCGGGAAGCGCUGCCAUGGCGGGUGUGCUGAGCAGGGACGCGCCGGACAUCGAGAGUAUCCUGGCUUUAAAUCCUCGAAUACAAGCUCAUGCAACUCUGCGCUCCACCAUGGCUAAGAAACUAGACAAGAAACACUGGAAAAGAAACCCUGAUAAGAACUGCUUUACAGUGUUUCUCUGUGUAAAAGCCCUGGAUGUCCUGAGCUUCCUGUGUAGACCAUGCUUGCUUGGAACUCACAGAGAUCCACCUGCUUCUGCCUCCCGAGGGAUAAUGGCGACUGAUAAGAAGAAAAGAAGAGCGUGGGGUGGAAAAUGUCAGGUCUAUGAGGACCCGUUUUGUUCACAGCUGAAUCCUCUGCACCAGAUUCCUGUUAGAUGCUUGAAAUGUGCAGAUGCCCCCUGCCAGAAGAGUUGUCCCACAAAUCUUGACAUUAAGUCAUUCAUCACAAGUAUCGCCAACAAGAACUACUAUGGUGCUGCUAAGCUGAUUUUUUCGGAUAAUCCUCUUGGUCUAACUUGUGGAAUGGUUUGUCCAACAUCAGACCUCUGUGUGGGUGGAUGCAACUUACACGCCACUGAAGAGGGACCAAUUAAUAUUGGUGGGCUGCAGCAGUUUGCUACUGAGUUUUCAUUAAUCAACUGAUAUAAAAUACCAUUACUCAAAAUACUGUUCUUACAGAUAAUUUGUGGUAAAAGCCUUUCUACAGAUGGAAUGACUCUUAGUACUUUGAAAGAAAAUGGCUACAAAGCUGCUUUCAUUGGAAUAGGCUUGCCAGAACCCAAAAAAGACCAUAUUUUCCAAGGCUUGACACAAGACCAAGGAUUUUACACAUCCAAAGACUUUCUGCCACUUGUUGCCAAAGGCAGUAAAACAGGAAUGUGCGCCUGUCACUCUCCGUUGCCGUCCAUCCGGGGAGCCGUGAUUGUACUCGGAGCUGGGGAUACUGCCUUUGACUGCGCGACAUCCGCUCUGCGCUGCGGAGCCCGUCGCGUGUUCAUCGUCUUCAGAAAGGGCUUUGUUAAUAUUCGAGCUGUUCCGGAGGAGAUGGAGCUCGCUAAGGAAGAAAAAUGUGAGUUUUUGCCUUUCCUGUCCCCACGAAAGGUGAUAGUCAAAGAUGGAAAAAUUGUGGCAAUGCAAUUUGUUCGGACUGAGCAAGAUGAAACUGGGAACUGGAUUGAAGAUGAAGAGCAGAUAGUGCGUCUGAAGGCCGAUGUGGUCAUUAGCUCCUUUGGUUCUGUCCUGAGUGAUCUCAAAGUGAAAGAAGCCCUGAGUCCCAUCAAGUUUAACAGAUGGGGUCUCCCAGAAGUGAAUCCAGAAACCAUGCAAACCAGUGAGCCAUGGGUGUUUGCAGGUGGUGAUGUUGUGGGUGUGGCUAACACCACAGUGGAAUCUGUGAAUGAUGGGAAACAGGCUUCUUGGUACAUUCACAAGUACAUACAGGCACAAUAUGGAACCUCGGUGUCUUCCCAGCCCGAACUGCCCCUGUUUUACACUCCUGUUGACCUAGUGGACAUCAGUGUGGAAAUGGCAGGGUUAAAGUUUCCCAAUCCCUUCGGCCUUGCUAGUGCGACACCAGCCACUAGCACACCAAUGAUUCGAAGGGCCUUUGAAGCCGGAUGGGGUUUUGCUCUGACCAAAACUUUCUCUCUUGAUAAGGACAUCGUGACAAAUGUUUCACCGAGAAUCAUCCGGGGGACCACCUCUGGCCCCCUGUAUGGCCCAGGACAAAGCUCCUUCCUCAACAUUGAGCUCAUCAGUGAGAAAACAGCUGCUUAUUGGUGUCACAGUGUCGCAGAACUAAAGGCUGACUUCCCGGACAAUAUCCUGAUCGCCAGCAUUAUGUGCAGCUACAACAAAAACGACUGGAUGGAACUCUCCAAAAUGGCUGAGGCUUCUGGAGCAGAUGCCCUGGAGUUAAAUUUGUCAUGUCCACACGGCAUGGGGGAGAGAGGAAUGGGUCUGGCCUGUGGACAGGAUCCAGAGCUGGUGAGAAACAUCUGUCGCUGGGUUAGGCAAGCUGUUCGGGUUCCGUUUUUUGCCAAGUUGACCCCAAAUGUCACGGAUAUUGUAAGCAUCGCAAGAGCAGCGAAGGAAGGUGGUGCAGAUGGCGUUACAGCCACCAACACUGUCUCAGGCCUCAUGGGACUGAAGGCUGAUGGAACACCCUGGCCUGCCGUGGGCAUUGGAAAGAGGACCACGUAUGGAGGGGUAUCAGGAACUGCCAUUAGACCUAUUGCUUUGAGAGCUGUGACUGCCAUUGCCCGUGCUUUGCCUGGGUUUCCUAUUUUGGCCACAGGUGGGAUUGACUCAGCUGAAAGUGGACUUCAGUUUCUUCAUAGUGGUGCUUCAGUACUUCAGGUGUGCAGCGCUAUUCAGAAUCAGGACUUUACUGUCAUUGAAGAUUACUGCACUGGCCUCAAAGCCCUUCUUUAUCUGAAGAGCAUUGAAGAGUUAGCAGACUGGGAUGGACAGAGUCCAGCCAUUAUGAGCCAUCAGAAAGGAAAACCAGUUCCACGAAUUGCUGAGCUCACAGGACAGAAACUGCCAAGCUUUGGACCUUACCUUGAACAACGUAAGAAAAUCAUAGCAGCGAGUAAAAUGAGACAGAAAGAUCAACAUGGAGCUUGUUCACCACUCCAGAGAAAGCAGUUUAUUCCCCAAAAGCCUAUUCCUGCCAUCAAGGAUGUAAUUGGAAAAUCACUGCAAUACCUGGGAACAUUCGGUGAGAUGAGCAUCAUGGAGCAAGUUGUGGCCCUGAUCGAUGAGGAAAUGUGCAUCAACUGCGGCAAAUGCUACAUGACCUGCAAUGACUCUGGCUACCAGGCUAUCCGGUUUGAUCCAGAAACUCACCUGCCUACGGUUAGCGACACAUGCACAGGCUGUACCCUGUGCCUCAGCGUCUGUCCUAUUAUGGACUGUAUCAGGAUGGUUUCCCGGGCAACACCUUACAAACCAAAGAGAGGCCUACCAUUAGCCGUGAAGCCGGUGUGCUAAGGUGAUUUGUAAGACAGCUGCCGUGAACUUGAAUGUUCCCGACGUAGGCUCAUCUUUAAAAACAAUAGUGAUGGUAGUCAUUGUGGUCAGUUCUUUCCAAAUUUCAUAGCUAUACAUGUAUAAUUUCUAAAUAAAUACCUAAAUUGGGAAACAACACGACGUCUAAUGCUGGUGACCAAUUAAUGGUCAUAAACGGAAUAAUUCUUUUCUGAGGUAGCUGGUGAGUAACCGCGUACCAGUUAAUUGGAUGUGCUCCAUCGGUUGUCUACUGUGAAAAAUUAACUUUUUCAUGGCAAUUAGUGUGACAAUUUCUAAAUUGCCCUAUGCCAUGCUCAUUCUUUGAUUUCUAAUUGUAAGUGAAAUGAACUAUUUUGGAAUGAAGUACACUUUCAUAUACAGGAAACCGUUUCCAAGGAAACACUUUGUAAUUAAAAAUUACCUGUAAUUUUAACACUGUUUCCAAGGACCUGUAAUUAGCUCCAUUAAGAACAUCUGAAGGCAGUCAAGUCAUUGUUUACUAUGACAAGGGGAACAAAACCUGGAAGAGGGUAUUCUAGAAUUUCUUAAACCCCCCCUUUCCUGAAGUAACUCACUCUUUGGUGCUGGACACUGAAAGGGAGAGUAUUUCCUGACUAAACUGCUAUUCCUCACGCGUGCCAGAAACAGGUAUCCAGACUGCCCAAGAAUGGCUCAAAUGUCAUUUUUGCUUAAAUACUGAAGCCAUGUUCCUAAUGAAAUACGGAAUUGGACUGAAUACCUGGUUAAUGCCAUAGUUUCACGGGGCACAAACUGUUCUGCCUGCUUUUCAUAGUCACUUUCAUUAUGAGAGCAAUUAACGUUCAAACAAGGCCCAGAUCACAUAGCACUGAGCCACAGGCUUCACGGUUCAUCGAUGAAAAACAGCAGAUCUGAAACUUACAUGUAAUGAGAAGAACAGGUCUAACUACUCUUUGCUUUGAUGCUUACAUGAUUUCAAAAUCAGUGAAAGAGAAACAGAUAUUUUUAAGAUUGAUAAAUAUUUUUCCACAUCUCUAUUUUCAUAAUCAGUAAAUAGCAUCACAUAGAUUCAUUUAUUUCUUCUUUAUGUCACAUUUUAACAUGAGUCUAUGGGAAGUAAAUCAGAAAAUGACAAUCUGUGGCAUAUUUCAAAGAUAAAUAUAAGAUAAAUGAUAAAUGUAGAAGUGCAUUUAAAAUAUCUCUGUGAAUGAUCACAAAUAAAAUUUUAUGAUCUAUUUUCA
This is a messenger RNA of Psammomys obesus (fat sand rat), 4328 nucleotides long. RefSeq names its product dihydropyrimidine dehydrogenase (gene Dpyd). Gene Ontology annotation, biological process: uracil catabolic process; thymine catabolic process. Gene Ontology annotation, molecular function: iron-sulfur cluster binding; NADP binding; dihydropyrimidine dehydrogenase (NADP+) activity. Lineage: Eukaryota; Metazoa; Chordata; Mammalia; Rodentia; Muridae. Gene Ontology annotation, cellular component: cytoplasm; cytosol. The record is from RefSeq and is a predicted model, not a curated record.